CUUGGUGCUCGAUCGUCGUCUUGUGCCAGAUCCGCCCGUUGACGCGAUGGUCAGUCACCAACCGCUGCGCCUCACCACUUCAUUUCUCUGGGAGAUAAUACGGACAUGUCGCCCGUUUCCUAUUCAAGCUCUCUUUUCGCUCUCCUCUCUUCUUUCCUCUUUCUUCUCUCUCUCGUCGCGUCUUUCUUUCAUUGUAUGCAUCAUCUCGAUGCAUACUUCAUAGCAGUUCGUUCUGGGUGGAAGCCGUCAAUUGAUCAGGAUUCGCAUUCAUUAUGUAUUAUCCACUGAGGCCAUUGGCCCUGGGGGUCUUGAUCCUCCAAGGAGCGGCCACAUUGAGCCACGCGCAUCGCCAGCAUCCUCGAGCAGAGAUUGAUAGGCGCUUUGAUAACGAGACGGAAUCGGAUACAUUGGUCACUACUGCUUCACUCCCAGAUGGCAGCACCGCAUUGCCGGCAUGUACGGAAACUAUCACUUCAGCUAGAGGUGGUCCAGUGCCAAAUGGAGCGGCUACAUGUGAUCAUACAACCAUCGUCGUUGUUGAAGCUUCUACGCCGAAGGCUAUAACACCAAAGGAUAACAACUGCGCAGGAGACAACUGCGCAGGCUCCAACGACGCAUGCAAAUGCUCAGGAUACACCUGCACAGGCUCCAACGACACAUGCAAUUGCGCAGGAGACAACUGCACAGGCUCCAACGACACAUGCAAUUGCGCAGGAUACAACUGCGCAGGAGACAACUGCCCAGGCUCCAACGACACAUGCAAAUGCGCAGGGUACACCUGCGCAAGAUAUAGCUGCCCAGGAGACAACUGCGCAGGCUCCAACGACGCAUGCAAUUGCGCAGGAUACACCUGCGCAGGCUCCAACGACACAUGCGCCUGCCCAGGAUACGCCCGCACAGGCUCCGACGACACAUGCAAAUGGGCAGGAGACAACGACACCAGAUUCAACAACGUCGGAGCACACGGCGAUAACCUCUUCCAGCCCCAAUGCUCCCUCGGCCCCUUCGCCAACAUCUUCUCCAAGUUUCCCCACUCAACCCAAAAUUGAACCAACCGAGCCAACCUGGACUCCAGAAACUCCUACAACAGCAGCCACGUCAAGUUCGAGUUCGUCAUCUACUGCACAGAAGGGUGGAUUAGGCCCCGUCAUUUAUUCCCUGGGAGGAUUCCAACCCCCAUCACCUACGACCUCGGCACCAAGUGCUGGAUCCCCAUCUUCCCCAUCGUCAAGCGGUGGAAGAGAGGGGGAGAGUGGUGGUGCGCCUUCUGAUA
This is a messenger RNA of Amorphotheca resinae ATCC 22711, 1273 nucleotides long. RefSeq lists its product as hypothetical. Lineage: Eukaryota; Fungi; Ascomycota; Leotiomycetes; Helotiales; Amorphothecaceae. The transcript is spliced from 3 exons. The record is from RefSeq and is a predicted model, not a curated record. The coding region runs from base 273 to 1049 and encodes 258 amino acids.